Molecule: messenger RNA, 1781 nt
Organism: Myxocyprinus asiaticus (Chinese sucker)
Lineage: Eukaryota; Metazoa; Chordata; Actinopteri; Cypriniformes; Catostomidae
Gene: dhrs13a.1
Product: dehydrogenase/reductase (SDR family) member 13a, tandem duplicate 1
Exons: 5
Coding region: 119-1165 (348 amino acids)
Source: RefSeq, a predicted model, not a curated record
GUAAUCUCAAUGCAGUGUUCCAGAGGGCGGGUUUGGUUCCAGCAUAUCUCUUCCUGUUUCAAUCCAGAGAAAAGUGCUCUUUCAUAUGCACAAAUAAUACUCUUACCGUUUGAAUACAAUGUUUACUAUUUUACUUAUCUGCGGAGGACUCGUCGGAUUGUACCUGCUGCUAUGCGUGACUGUUUUGAAACCGUCUAAAUGUCAAAGCACAGCAAAACUGCACGGGAAGACGGUGAUCGUGACUGGAGCAAACACGGGUAUCGGAAGAGCCACAGCGCUGGAUCUGGCGGGUAGAGGUGCUCGAGUGAUUUUGGCUUGCAGGGAUGAGAAUAGAGCUCAGGCUGCUGUCACACACAUACAGAAGGUGAGACGGGUUCAUUCAUCAGCGGUCAAUGUUGCUAAUAGUGGUCGUCCUCCAGGGGGCGCUGAACGGCCAGAAACCAAACACUCAAAGGAAACAGGAAAUAAAGAUGUGUUGUAUAUGCACUUGGAUCUGGCCAGCCUGCUGUCUGUGAGGACUUUCGUUGAGAACUUUCUCAAGAGAGAAUCUAGAUUAGAUAUUCUUAUCAACAAUGCAGGACUUGUAUUGGGGGGCAAGACUAAGGAUGGUUUUGGAAAGAUCUUUGGUGUCAAUCAUCUUGGUCACUUCUUGCUUACUGUUCUGCUGUUGGAACGGUUAAAAGAGUGCGGUCCCAGCAGAGUUGUGACUGUCUCUUCAAUGGCCCAUUUGUGGGGGAAAAUUGACUUCAACUGCAUUAACACUCAUAAAGAUUUGGGUUUUGGAAAUUCCACAAUGAAUUUGCUUAAGUUGUACGCCGACAGCAAACUCUGCAAUAUCCUCUUCACCUACGAGCUGGCCAAGAGACUGAAAGACACAAAUGUUACCUGCUACAGUCUUCAUCCAGGGGCCAUCAAAACAGAGAUCGGUCGUCACAGCAGCAUAUGGUGGCAGCUGUUCAUGAUACCAAUUUUUCUGCUGUUCUUUAAGGAUGUGGAUGCUGGAGCUCAGACUUCUCUUUACUGUGCACUUCAAGAAGGUCUUGAGCCCCUGAGCGGAAGUUACUUCUCCAGCUGUGCAGUGCAGAAGGUUCCUGCUAAAGCCAGAGAUGAUGCAGCAGCUAGAAAGCUUUGGGAAGUCAGCGAGAGGCUCUGUGGUUUAGCAUGAGCUCAUUAUGCACUAGAUACUUUCCUCCUGUAUCGAUUUGUAUGCACUGUAUACGAUCAGUGGUAUACUGUAAUUAAAUAAUUAAUUACAUUAAUUAAAUUACUUUUUGAUUGAAAAAAGUAAAGGGAUUACUCUUAAUUUUUCAGUAAUUUAAUUACAGUUACUUCGGAUGUAAUUGCGUUAAAUUUUGUAUAGACUAUACAACAAUUUUAUAUAAAACAAUAAUGAAUUUAAAAUCUAAAUUUAACAUCUAAUGUUAAAAUAUAUGUUUUCUAAUUCAACGCUGCCCCCUUAAAUUAUUUGGCCAGUUCAUUAAUAAUUUAUUUGAUUUUAUAUGAUUUAUUUGAAAGAAUUAAAAGAACAGUUUCAUGUCUAUCCUUGUAUCUUUCAUCUGGUCGAGGUUGAUAAGGGUUUUAGAACGUAAUUAGUAAUAAGUAAUGCAAUUACUUUUCAGACAGAGUAUUUUGUACAGUAAUCUAAUUACACUGUAGAUGUAAUUACUAGUUAGUAAUAAAAGUAGCUUUUUUAGAGUAACAUACCCAACACUGUAUGCAAUAUAUAUAAACAGCUUAAUUUCCUGUGAUCAUUUUCAAUAAAACCACUGAGUUAUUUUGAU